UUAGUUUUGAUGAAGUCACAUGACCUGUCAAAAUGCCGUCUACACCACAGCUGUCUCCCCAGGAGGAACAAGAGAAGCUUCUAGAGGAGGCUCUCAGCAUUGUGAAAAAUCAGUCAUUUCAAAUGAAAAGAUGCCUUGACAAAGGCAAGUUAAUGGAUGGUUUGAAGCAUGCAUCAACGAUGCUUGGAGAAUUGAGAACUUCAAUGUUAUCUCCUAAAAGUUAUUAUGAACUAUAUAUGUCCAUAUCAGAUGAACUGCGACACUUGGAGCUAUAUCUUGUGGAUGAAUUCCAGAAAGGAAGAAAAGUGUCAGAUCUGUAUGAACUCGUCCAAUAUGCUGGAAAUAUUGUUCCCAGGCUAUAUUUGCUGAUAACAGUUGGUGUUGUUUACAUCAAGACAAAUGAGUUGUCAAGAAGAGACAUCCUGAAAGAUUUGGUAGAGAUGUGUAGAGGAGUACAACAUCCACUGAGGGGACUCUUUCUCAGAAACUACCUUUUACAAUGUACCAAAAAUGUCCUACCUGAUGUAGAAGUUGAAGCAAAUUUAGGAGAAUAUGAGGCUGGUACGAUCUCCGACUCCAUUGAUUUUAUACUGUUGAAUUUCUCGGAGAUGAACAAACUCUGGGUGCGCAUGCAGCAUCAGGGGCAUACACGUAACAAGGAGAAACGUGAGAGGGAGCGACAAGAAUUACGUAUUCUAGUUGGAACAAAUCUUGUCAGGCUCAGUCAGCUUGAGUGCAUUGAUAUGAGCAGAUAUAAAAAGGGAGUACUACCAGGUGUGUUAGAACAGGUUGUUAGCUGUAGAGAUCCUAUAGCCCAAGAGUAUCUGAUGGAAUGUAUCAUACAGGUGUUUCCAGAUGACUUUCACCUACAGACCCUCAGUCCGUUCCUGAGAGCUUGUGCUGAAUUACAUGCCAGUGUUAAUGUGAAAAAUAUCAUCAUCUCUCUAAUUGACAGACUUGCCCAGUUUGCCCAGAACGAGGAGGGAGCAGGAAUACCACCAGAAAUACAGUUGUUUGAUAUUUUCUCACAGCAAAUUGCACAAGUUAUACAGAAUCGUUCAGACAUGCCACCAGAAGAUAUAGUAUCAUUACAAGUUGCCCUGAUCAACCUGGCUCUCAAAUGUUACCCUGAUAAGAUAGAAUAUGUGGAUAAAGUAUUGGAGACUACAGAGGAUAUAUUCAAUAGACUAAACCUAGAUCAUUUGGAACAUGGCAGUUCAGUGUCGAAGGAGUUAAUGAGAUUGAUGAAGAUUCCAGUAGAUAAUUACAAUAACAUCCUUACUGUGCUUGAGUUACAGCAUUUUGGACCGUUGUUUGAGUACUUUGAUUAUCAGAGUCGUAAAGUGAUGAGCUGUUACCUGAUUACCAAUGCUUUAGAGAAUGAGACAGAAAUUCCAAGCCAGGAACAAGUUGACAGUUUGUUAUCAAUCGUCAGUGUAUUAGUACAAGACCAGAAUGAUCAACCUGAGGAAGGGGAUGAUCCGGAAGAUUUUGCCGAGGAGCAGGGACUCAUGGGAAGGUUUAUUCAUCUCCUACAGUCUGAGGAUGCAAACCAACAAUAUCUGAUAUUGAACACAGCCAGGAAACAUUUUGGUGCUGGUGGUGAUAAGAGGAUCAAGUUUACACUGCCACCUAUCGUCUUUUCAGCAUACAGGCUAGCCAAUAGAUACAAGGACCAUUCUGAUGAGGAUGAGAACUGGGAGAAGAAAUGUCAGAAGAUAUUCCAGUUUUGUCACCAGACUAUAGGUGCCCUCAUCAAGGCAGAACAGGCUGAGAUACCACUGAGGUUGUUUCUACAGGGUGCCAUGGCAGCUGGAGGUAUUGGGUUUGAAAACCACGAGACAGUGGCAUAUGAGUUCAUGUCACAGGCAUUUUCUCUGUAUGAGGAUGAGAUCUCAGACAGUAAGGCACAGUUGGCAGCUAUAACAUUAAUUAUUGGUACACUAGAACAGAUGUCAUGUUUUGGAGAAGAGAAUCACGAACCAUUACGUACACAAUGUGCCCUAGCGGCAUCUAAAUUACUGAAGAAACCUGACCAAUGUAGGGGAGUGGCUACAUGCUCUCAUCUGUUCUGGUCAGGGAAGAGUACAGUAGAAGAUGGGGAGACAAGGGAUGGUAAGAGGACGUCAGAUUGUUUAAAGAAAGGUGUUAAGAUAGCUAACCAGUGUAUGGACAGUUCAGUACAAGUACAGCUAUUUGUAGAACUACUCAACCAUUAUAUAUAUUACUAUGAGAAAGGAAACGACCAGGUUACAAUACAAGUACUAAAUCAGUUAAUAGCCAAAAUAAAAGAAACAUUACCAAACUUGGAGGCUAAUGAGGAGACGGAACAAAUUAACAAACAUUUCCAGAAUACAGUUGAACAUUUACAGGCCAUGAAACAAGCUGCUGAUUCUGAAGGGCCAGAUUAUAGUGACCUCACUGUUUAAAUGAUGACUUUAUAAAAACAGACUUACAAUUGAUUACAUUAACUUUCAAUGGCCAAUUAGUUUGAGAAAUAUUGGCAUGAACUUUUUAAUAAAAUUUUAAAGUUUGCGAAUAAUUUGAGCAGUAACAUUUAAACUUUUUUAAAUUGGCAAAUUGUUUGUAAAGUAUUUAAACAAACUUUUAAAAUUGAACAAUAAUUUGAUAUAAGGUUUAUCAAAGGAAAGAGACUAAUUUUGGAUUCAGAUUUGAAAAUAAUUUCACUUCUUUUGCUUGCAUUUCUCUUUAGGACAAUUUUAAUGAAUUAAAAGAUUUAUAAACAGUAUAAAUGUGACUGAAAAAUAAUUAUGUGAAAAUUGAAAGCAAAUUGUAUGCCCAUUUCUGGUGUAUUUUCAAUUAUUAAUGGACAAGAUAGUACUAAAUUUUCAUUUGAUCUAAAAUCCUUGAAAAAUAGCAGGUAUUCAAGAAAGAAACUUGGCAAUAAUGAACCUUUACAUUAUUCUAAAAGCACAUACUGGUAUAAACUAUUUUGUUGUGUUUGUGAAACAGUAUAGUUUUUUCGGUGUAUACAUUUUGUUAAGAAUACACAUGUAUAUUGUUUAGAUGAAUUCAUUUGUGUAGUUACAGAAAUUCAAGUAUGAAAUAUUUGUUAUUUAUAAUGAAAACAAUCUGUAUGUUGGAUUGUUAUUUUAAAUGAUUCAAUUUCAGGCCUUUACAUUCAUGAUGGAAUUUAUCUUUAUCAUCCUUUUUAGUUUGAAAUGGAAUAUUGCUGCUAUCUUAUUUAUCUAAUAGAAAUAAAUCAUCUCUGGGCCCGCGGCUGCUUUUCACGGAGAGUACUAUGUUAAUUCUAAAUCCUAGGCCUUUUGACCAACUAUAGGAGAAAAAAUGUUUAUGCACUAGACCGUUUCAAGAGACAGUCCCAUUUUAUGUCAUAAAUUUGAAUUUUGACCAAUUCGCUUUCCUGAAAAGUUACGAAAUACAAUGGCACCAGUACUUUUAAUACUUUGAUUACUAAAAUUAAUUUAAUAAGUAUGCACUAUCCUAUGUAAUUUUGAGAUAAUUUUGUAAUUUUUUUUGGAAGUCAAGGGACAUUUUAGAAACUUACAUAAUUUAUGUUCUUGUAUAAAUGAAUAGCUUUAAAUAUUUGUUACAGUACAAAAGCUAUUAUAUAUCAUUAUGUAAAUGGAUUUAACAAAAUUUGACAAUGGUUAGAUGAGAUUUGAUCUCGCUAUCUUCAUAUGUUAAUAUACAAAGGUAUUUGUUUUGUUAUGUAUGUAAAACAUGUUAGUGUGCAUUAAGUGUGCAAUAUUCCGUGUAAAAAAGGUAAUAAAAUUGUGAUAAA
Messenger RNA from Ruditapes philippinarum (Manila clam), 3766 nucleotides. Its product is annotated as vacuolar protein sorting-associated protein 35-like. The coding region runs from base 33 to 2429 and encodes 798 amino acids. Gene Ontology annotation, biological process: retrograde transport, endosome to Golgi; intracellular protein transport. The record is from RefSeq and is a predicted model, not a curated record. The transcript is spliced from 17 exons. Gene Ontology annotation, cellular component: retromer complex; late endosome; retromer, cargo-selective complex. NCBI's taxonomy places the organism in Eukaryota, Metazoa, Mollusca, Bivalvia, Venerida, Veneridae.